AUGAUGCAGACUAAUAAAAUAUCAAAGAUCGUAGAACUAUGUGAAGGGCUUCCUCUUGCACUGCUCUUGGCUGGUGGAGAAAUAGAGGAUGAUAGUAGCUCGCUUGAUGUAGACGAUGUUAUUUAUUUACUUAUUCACAACAGACUGGGGAUAUUGAGCUCAGAAUGCUACUCACAAGACGAACAAAUCGAAUCAAUUUAUAAAGUUUACCUAGACAGACUUCCAAAAAUCUUGGAAGAAAAGUUAACAGUUGUGAGUUACAUACCAGGGACAUUUGAUUUGAAAGAAGCUAUCAAUUUAUUAGGUACUGGUGAAGAAGAAUCAGAAGUUACAGUACAAACUUUUUUAGAUCGACAUUUAAUUUCACGAGUUACGGAAGACCGAUUUGAUAUCCAUGGAAUUUUAAGAGACUGCAUGAAGGAAUACAAAAAAAUUAAAGACAUAAAGGGUGUUCGAAAGCGCUUUUGUAGGAUAUUUUCUGAUAUUCUAAAGGAAAUCGAGAGGAGAACUCACACGAAAAAUUACUCCGAUGCCUUGUGUCAGUUGAAUGUAGAACAUCAAAACUUUAUGAAAUUGUUUACCGAUGUCAUUUAUUGCACGGAAGAUACAUAUCACGUGUUCGUGGACUUAGCAGCAACUGUCAUUGCUGAUGGAUCCAUCAUGUUCUCAAAAAUGGCAACAUACAGCAUUGGCAUAGACUUUUAUGAGAACUGCCUAAAGAAAGCUCAAGAAUUUAGACAAGGUUUGGAUGAAGCAAAGAUAUUAACUGGGUAUGGAAAAGCCUUGACAAAUAUCAAGGGUGACUAUCUUGGAGCCGAAGAGAAAUUCCAAAAGGCGAUUAAAAUUCGAAGACAAUUUCCUGAGAAAAGAGAUUACUUCUUGGCUCUUCUAUGUCAGAGCUAUGGAUGGAAUCUAGGAUCCCAAGGGAAAUUUAUGGAUGCCAUACGAUUCUUACAGGAAGCCUUUGAAGUGGAAAGGGAGCUUAAGAUGCAUUACGAAAACCUGAUUUUACAGACAAUGCAGUCUCUUGCUUUAUUUUAUAAUAAGUCAGGUAACGUCGACAAAGGGGAACCUUUUCAACUUGAGGUUCUAAAGCGUAGACUUCAUAUUACUGGAACAGAAAACCAUCCCAUCAUUGGAUCUUCUAUGAACAAUAUGGGUGUAAUGUAUGAAAAGAAAGGGGACUUCAUAAAAGCUGUUGAAUACUAUAGAAAAGGGCGUCGUAUCAAAGAAAAAACAAAUGCACCCCUAAAAGCAAUUAUAAUAUCUGAAACAAAUUUAGCUCAAAGACUGUUGGAAUUUGGUCAAAAUGAAGAGGCAUUUGACUUACUUGAAAACAGUUUCAAACGCCUCGAAGAUUUUCCUCAUCUCGAUGCAAAAUCCUUGCUCUGGGAAUCAAUGGGUAAAGCGCUUUUGAAGAUUCAUAAAUUUAGGGAGGCGUCAGAUGCCUUAAAAAAAGCAAGAGGAUUACGAUCUCAAAGCUCUGUCAACGAUACCUCUAUUUUAGAAUUGAUUUGUUUGUACGCAGAAAGCCUACUAGCAUUAGGAAAGAAUGAAACAGCUAUCAAAGUAAUACAAGAAGGACUGUGCUUACGUGAUAUAAUUAUCAAGAAUAUUCCCACUUGUCCAUUCAUAGUUUUGACAUAUGAAAAAUUAUUGGACGCACAGUUUGCAUUGAAGAAACAGAGGGACAUAAAAGAAACGUUUGAAGCUGGAAUAGGUGAAUUUUUGCGGUUGAUAAAAGUGUACGAAGAUUUAAGAAAUUUUGAUAAACGAGAGGAUGUCCUGAGGCAUCUGAAGAGGUUCAAAUCCAGAUAUUCAGAGAUGAUAAAAUACUUUCAAUGUGACCAUUUUGUUGAUCGUAUCGAAAAUGAAUCGUUUGUUCUAAAACUUUUUUGGGGAUCAAGAAUGAUUUGUUUUGCAUUGAUAUGUUUUUUGCAUGAACAUUAAAAAAAGUUUUCAUUU
Saccostrea cuccullata (small rock oyster) is the source of this 1965-nucleotide messenger RNA. RefSeq lists its product as uncharacterized. Lineage: Eukaryota; Metazoa; Mollusca; Bivalvia; Ostreida; Ostreidae. The transcript has 8 exons. The record is from RefSeq and is a predicted model, not a curated record. Gene Ontology annotation, molecular function: protein binding. Bases 1 to 1950 code for a protein of 649 amino acids.